GUAAAUGCUUGUAUUUUGCGCCAAAAUUCUGUCCAUUUUCGAAUUAUGUUUUAAACAAUAUUUAAUUAAUAAAUAAUACAUGGACGUGUACAGGUGAAUGAUAUUCUAAAUAGUAAAAAAAUAUAGCCACAAUGCCUCCUUCGGCUGUAAAUAUUACAUCCCAGUUGAUAUCAGCUAUAAAAAAAUUCAAAUUUCAUGAAUUGGAGUCAAUCGUUUUACCAUUAUUUCCUGAAACAACAUGGCAUGAAAUUCAACAUAAAUUAAUUAAAAAACAUGAAGCGUUUACUACUACAAACGUUGUAAAAAUAAUAGUACAAUUAAUUAAUGAAAAAGAAAUUAUUGAGAGAGAGUUAAGAAAGCGUUUAACGAUAUUAGAAGUAACGGAGGUGAGCAGACACUCCAAUAGAAAAAUUUGGUACGGAUAUGAAUUAAAACAGAAAAAAAAUGGUGCAUCUUGUUGUACAUUAGAAGACAUACGUAACUCAAUUGAAAGAAAUCUUAACAUGUUACAAUUGAAAAUGGAAAUAAAUUUAAUAACGCAUGAAAGUGUGACUUAUCUUUCUAUGAGAGAAAAAAAGGCUUCACAUCGUAUUUUACCUAUUUUUAUGGCAUUGUUAUUUGAUCUAGGAUAUUUUUUCUGUUCUAAGAAAAGUGUAACUAAAGAAUUUUUGCAUGUAAUAACUGAAAGUUCUGGAUAUACUUCCUAUAAAAAACUUUCACUUAGUGGUCGUGAUAUUAAAUCAUUAGUAAAAAUAUUGCAUUUAAAAAAACAAGGGGUCAUAACAAGUAAUGUUUUGUGCAAUCCAGCUGAUUUUCAAGAAGCUGAAGCUCUUAUUAGAGACAAUGGAAUAGAUUUUCGACAGCACAAACAACGAAAAGAAUACUUGCAACAGUGUUUUGGGAAUGAGCCUCCAAUAUUGGAGGUAUUAGCUGUAAAUAAAUCCAAUACUCAAUGGGCUGAUGAUGAUAUUUCAAAGAAAUUAUCGGAUAUCAAUUUUAACAUGCAAUGGGAAUUUAAGAGUCACAAUAUUACAAAUUUUUUAGUACAAUUGACAGAGAAAAGAUUACUCUCUAAUCCUUUACCAAAUUAUAUCACAAAUUUUUUGAGCUCUGGUAAAAAUGAAUUAAAUCUUAAGACACGUGAUACACAUUGAAAAUUUGUCAUAAGUCAUUAUUAAAUGUAAUUUUAAUUUUUUUAAACAUAAAUAAUGUUUUUUGAAUAUGUAUAUAUUUGACGAA
Messenger RNA from Chelonus insularis, 1239 nucleotides. RefSeq lists its product as uncharacterized. Gene Ontology annotation, cellular component: nucleoplasm. The record is from RefSeq and is a predicted model, not a curated record. NCBI's taxonomy places the organism in Eukaryota, Metazoa, Arthropoda, Insecta, Hymenoptera, Braconidae. The coding region runs from base 132 to 1154 and encodes 340 amino acids. The transcript is spliced from 6 exons.